Molecule: messenger RNA, 1083 nt
Organism: Psylliodes chrysocephalus
Lineage: Eukaryota; Metazoa; Arthropoda; Insecta; Coleoptera; Chrysomelidae
Source: the annotation of a GenBank genome assembly
UUAGCAGGGACAGAACACAAGUUUGAAAAAGGCUUUUGUCAGGUUCUCCCACUUUAUACACGAAAAUUGACAGGUUUGCGGCGAAUCUAACCGAAAAGGACGCGAUACAUUGGCGUACAAAAUUAUGUUAUUGAUGUUAAUAACAAUUUCGAGUAAAUAGUUUAAUAAAUUGUGAAUAGUUGUUGAAAUUUUGUAGAAUUAUGAUUUGUAUAUUAUAAUACAUGUUUAAUAAUUAUUUAUAGUCCACAAAUAAAUACGAUUGUCUGGUUCCGCCUGUAAAAAUUUAAAAUUACUUAUUCUAUGAACCGACACUGGUAGGCAUGGAGGAAAGAUUAUUACGUAGGUAAACCAUAGAUUGUCUCUGACCAUAGAUAUCUAUGAGGUAAACAUUACUGCGAAUUUCUCCAUUUCUCGAAGCCGUCAGCUGUCCGACGCGACGUGUUUGACGUUUACCCCCUCUCCUCUCUACCUACCAAAGUCUUUCCUUUUCUCUUUAACCCCUUUAUUAACCUUUAAUUAUAAAUAAUGCUAAUAAAAGUUUAUUCUCAAAAUUAUUAACUAUCAACUGUCAUAAAAUGGUUCAGAAAGUUUUAUUUGUAUGCUUAGGUAAUAUAUGUAGAUCACCAAUAGCAGAAGCAGUUUUUCAACAUUUAGUUAAAGAAAAGGGAAUUUCUGAUCAUUGGGUAGUUGAUAGUGCAGCAAUAGGUUCUUGGCAUGUUGGAAAACAACCUGAUACAAGAGCAAGACAAAUUUUAAAAAAUCACAAUAUCAGUUAUAAUGGAAAAGCUAGACAGAUACAAACAGAAGACUUUAAUGAAUUUGAUUACAUUUUUGGUAUGGAUGAUGAAAAUAUAUCUGAUUUAACCAGCGAAGCUCCUAAAAAAUAUAAAGCUAAAAUUUUGUUGCUUGGUGAUUUUGACCCUGAAGGAGAUAGAAUUAUUAGAGAUCCUUAUUAUGAUUCAGGAUCAGAAGGAUUUGAAAAGUGUUUCCAGCAAUGUCUGAGGUCAUCUGAAGCAUUUUUGAAAGAAAAUAAUUAAUUUUAUAUAUUUGUUAUUGGAAUUACAAUAAAUGUUUAAAAUGUAA